AUGGUGCAAAGAGGAAGAUCUAUGGACACUUCUACGGCCACAAGUAUCCCACCAAGACGCCAGUUUACAACAAGUUCUCGUACUAAGAGUACUGCAAGUUUCAAAGGAUUGCGAAAAGUAUUGACCCAUGAAAGUUCGACUCUUAUGGAUUCUCACAGGGCAAAAUCAAUGGAUACUCUCGUAAUGAGGAAACUGAACAUGAGUGGGUUGAACAUGACUUCUCUGGCCAAGGUGAAAUCUAAUCCUAAUACCACUCAUAGCAUUCUCAGUCCAAAAUUGAAGCCUCGAAGAACAAAGAGUACGCAUUCUGUGGUCAGUUUGAGAGAUAGUAAUGAUCAUGGUGACCUUUACAAGUCUGACAGCUCGACUGAUGAAGAGGUGGAAUAUUUCACGGAGGAUGAAGAUAUUCAAAAGGAGGAACCAGAACAAAAAGGUGAAGGGAAGCAAGUUGCAAGUCAGAAUAAAAGCGUAGAACCACUGAGUUACAAGCCUCCUUCAGAACUAAUAUCGCAUGAUGCAGAAAAUGGUGACAGAAGUACUACUCAGAUCGAUCAGACAGUUGGGCAUGAACAAGAAGACGAUAAGAUAAAUCACUCAAACAUAAUGCACGAUGAUAGUCCGCAUAAGUUAACGAGACAGGACAAUAAUCGAAUUAGUGCCACUGUAGCAAGUAAUAUCUCAAAUGGCAGUGAUCAGUACAUCCCUGAUGUAAUAUUAUCUCAAUCCACUGGGAUCGAAAAGAAAUUUGAAAAUCCAUCAUCUAUUCAAAAUUCUUUAUCGAACGAAUUGCACACCAAUAAUAAGAAGACUCAGAGUAGUUACAAUCCUGUGGAAUUAAAUAAUGAACCUGCUGGCAGUACUGAUAAGAGUAACAAAAAUAAAGGUACAGUCUUCUCAAAGUCUCAUUCAAGCUUAAGCAACUUUCUACAAAAGAACAACUUGCACCAAUCAACGAAUCACAAUGUUGCGCCAAAGGAAACAAACAUCUCUAACACAUCACAUUUAAAUAGCUUAUUUCAUAGUAGGAAAGCUUUUGAUUCAAGGGCUAGUAGAGCGCAAGGGGACAUUAAUAAUUUUACAACAUUUUUGAAAAGUAACAAUAAUAACAUAGUUAGUGAUGAUAGAGACUCAAGGACACAGAAAAAGUUGUGGUUACAGAGAGAAAACUCCUUAUUGGAUUUAAAUCUCAGUAACGAUUAUGAUCUUAUCAGUAAUACUAGCAUCGAGUCUAAAAGAAUAUUCGAAAAAAUAUCGCAUGAAUACACAAAUGUUAGAAGGUUCUACAAUCCUAUAGAGAGUUCUUUGCUACGGUUCAACAAAUCUGAAGGAAACCACAUACAGCCAAGUUCAUUUAGUAGUUCUGCGUUCAAAAUAAAGGAGUUUCUUCCGACUAACAACAGCAAGAAUAAUUUACAGAGAGUUCUUUCUUCGAUAUGGAAAAAUGAAUUAGAUGCCUUCAAUAUGGACUUAGCAAGACAACCACAACAACAGCAACAGCAAUCACAGCAGCAACAGCAGCAGCAAGCGCAACAGCAACAACGACAGGAACAGCAGCAACAGCAACAAAGACAUCAAUCAAAAUUUGGUAAACCCAAUUCCUCUAUACAACCAACCACUAGAGCUGUUAACAAACGUUUUGAAAACCAAAGAUAA
Kazachstania africana CBS 2517 is the source of this 1653-nucleotide messenger RNA. It is a transcript of the gene TCO89, whose product is annotated as Tco89p. NCBI's taxonomy places the organism in Eukaryota, Fungi, Ascomycota, Saccharomycetes, Saccharomycetales, Saccharomycetaceae. The transcript has a single exon. Gene Ontology annotation, cellular component: TORC1 complex; fungal-type vacuole membrane. The record is from RefSeq and is a predicted model, not a curated record. Gene Ontology annotation, biological process: TOR signaling. The coding region runs from base 1 to 1653 and encodes 550 amino acids.